This is a messenger RNA of Myripristis murdjan (pinecone soldierfish), 6114 nucleotides long. RefSeq names its product zinc finger protein 518A. The coding region runs from base 301 to 4920 and encodes 1539 amino acids. The record is from RefSeq and is a predicted model, not a curated record. Gene Ontology annotation, biological process: positive regulation of transcription by RNA polymerase II. The transcript is spliced from 3 exons. Gene Ontology annotation, cellular component: nucleus. NCBI's taxonomy places the organism in Eukaryota, Metazoa, Chordata, Actinopteri, Holocentriformes, Holocentridae.
AUCCGCUUCUACAUGACUGUCCAGAACACAACAGUACCCGGAUGGUCUGUCAUGGCCGCCGUUGCUGAGCUGCUAUAGUGAAGAAAAAAGGAAAGCAAAUGUUUUACUCUGUUUAUUUUUUUUAUUUUUUUAUUUUUAAAAGCUUACUUCAGUAAUAUCGGAUGUUGACAGGACGUCGCACCAUCUCCCAUCAAGUUAAAAAUUCCGCAGCCACUCCCACAAGUUCCUGUUCUUCAGCUAGAAAAUGCAGUGAUGUGUAAGUUCUUCCCAAAAGAAUAAGAAAUUGGCUGAGUUACAACUAUGGAAGAACACCUUGCAACACCUGGUGAUUCUGCCAAAAAUGGAAACUUCACCACAAUAGAGGAUGAAAAAGAAGAGAUAAAAGACUUUGUUUAUAAACAUUUCAAAGAGGUGACAGAUCAUUCCAAUGGGUCAUUCAUCUAUGAUCCUGAAGAAUGUUCCAUGGAUCCUGAGAGUCCUGCUGAGAAAGAAAGAAAAACUUUCAAGAAAUCCCCUUGUAAAGUUCAACAGGGGGCAGUUUUCUCUGGAAAAAUUCUUAGCUUUGGCUGUUCAGUGUGUAAAGAUGAUUUCACAUAUAGCCCCAAUGAUCUCCUGAAACAUUUUCAAGGGGCCCACAAAGGGACCCUUCCUACAUACCCUUGUGAUCUCUGUGGCUUUGUCACAAAUGAGUUCCCUGCUCUUCAGCGCCAUCGGAUUGGGCACAGGAGUACUCCGGUCACAUGUGAAAAAGAAGAGAUAAAAGACUUUGUUUAUAAACAUUUCAAAGAAGUGACAGAUCAUUCCAAUGGGUCAUUCAUCUGUGAUCCUGAAGAAUGUUCCAUGGAUCCUGGGAGCCCCACUGAGAAAGAAAGAAAAACUUUCAAGAAAUCCCCUUGUAAAGUUCAACAGGGGGCUGUUUUCUCCGGGAAGAUUCUUAGCUUUGGCUGUUCAGUGUGUAAAGAUGAUUUCACAUAUAGCCCCAAUGACCUCCUGAAACAUUUUCGAGGGGCCCACAAAGGGACCCUUCCUACAUACCCUUGUGAUCUCUGUGGCUUUGUCACAAAUGAGUUCCCUGCUCUUCAACGCCAUCGUAUCGGGCACAGGAAUACGCUGGUCACAUGUGAGAUCUGUAAUGAUGGUGUUCAGUACUCUCUGCUUUUGCUUACAAGGCACUACAUAAUGUGUCACAGUCAAAAUGGACACUUUCGCUGUGAAAAAUGUGAUUUUACAACUGUAGAUGCAGGUACAUUUGUCCAGCAUAUCCAUCAUCAUAAUGAGAGGUGCUUCAAAUGUGUAAAAUGCAGACAUGUUAGCUUGAACCAAGAGGAGUACCAGAAGCAUAUGAAAGCUCACUCUGGUACCUUCCCCUUCACUUGUCAGAUCUGUGGAUAUGGUGCAGCAAGGAGUGAGUAUCUUACAAAACACAUGCUUUCUGUCCAUAAUGAGGAGAGAAAGAGUGUAUGGAGAGCUAUAGAGGAUAACAGCUCCCCAACACAUUCAUCUGCAGGUUUAAAACUUCUGUUAAAGAAAGGUCCCUCUAAUGGUGGAGAAUCAAAAGAGUCUCAUUGGAUGUCAAAACUGACCUGUCUUCCUGGGAGUUUAUCAAACAAAAAUGGCAGGUUACUCAAACAAGAGAGAUCCUUGGAGGAGGCGGAACAGUUUGUUGAUAGGACUGUAGUGAAAAAGGACAACAAAAACUGGAGCAAAAGCUCUCAUAACAAAGAGCAGCCUGUCUCUCUGGCAUUUCCAUCUGCACCAUUAAUGUCGCAGGAACGUGAUAACUCUUCAGGGUCUGAUGCAGCAAGUCACACCAGCCCGAAUGGACUUACUGUUCUGAUGGUUAAGAACAAAAUCUCUCUCCCCCCCAACUGUACAACUAAAGUGAUGGGUUUUAAAAUGGUUGAUGGCAAAAAGCAUUUAGUUCUAAAAGUCAUACCAACAGCAAAACAAGAGUCAUCCACUCAAAACCCUUCUGCAAUCGAAGACUUGGGUUCUAGAGCAUCAGAUUGUACAUAUGAUGAAAGUAAAGAGACUGUAGAGAAUGGAGAACACCAUGAUAUUAACUGUUUGACAUCCCCUUGCUUGAAUGUUUCUCAAAGUGGAUUUUGCAUGCAGACUGAUCAAGAUGAUAUUGUAGCAGUAAAAGUUAAGCAGGAAGAGGAAGAAAACUCUGUUAGCAGCCUUUUUCCCAGCUUGCAUAAGGAUGAAGUUGAAGAACAAACCCAACAUUCAAAAAAAUGGUGUUCAACUGAUACAGUAUAUCCCAUGGCGCAAGAGCCUGAUCAUGUCAAGGAGUUAAGACAGCUUGAUCUAUCAACCUGUCUGGAGAAAAGUCAUCUUGAUAUUAACUCAUUGUCUGCCACUUUCAACACUGAUCCACCUGGCCUUUGUGAUUAUAGAGUUAGCAACAUCGGUUCUCCAGUAUUGUCAACUGAUAUGGUCACUGGUCAAUCCUUACCCUCAAAUUUGGCUCAACAAAUGUUGCACAAAGUGCUGCCCAAAGAAAACGCUGAGAACUUCAGGGCUCCAAAGGUGCUUGCAACAGCAGAUGCAGUUGAUGAUACACUAACUGACAAAUCUAAAGGGGACUGCUCUUAUAACACCAUGUCAAAUGGUGACCAGUUCUCUCAAAAUGCUCCAGAAAUAACUGAAAGCCAGGUGAAAUUCUGUAAAAAUGCUCAGCAGAAUACAAGUAAGCUAUCAACAUUUCCAGUUCCUCAGCCAGAGUCGCCUUCAUCCACUUCAAGUAUCCACAGAGAAACAGCCAUAUAUACAGAAAACUACACACAGAAUUCACCAAACCAAGAAGUAUUUAGUUUUCAUAACUAUUCCAAAGAAACCUUUAGCAUUUCACUUCACACUACCCAACCUUUUGACAAUCUAUCUGAUAAUUCAACAGACAGAGAGAGUGUUUGUGAUGAAGAAUCAUCACAGUUUAGCCUGACGUUAGCAGAGUCUCCACCACUGCUCACAGAAGGUGGAAAUGGAAGUGUCACAAUUAGAGAGGAAGAUAAUCAGUACAUUCAUGGGAAGGACAUGGAAAAAGUGUCAGAUAGUGACAUUGAGGUUGAUGAAUGUAUAGCUAGUGUUGAAGACUCUCCCACUGAGGAUGAAAAUCCUGAGUCGAUACUCGAAGACUUCAAUAUUAUCAAAAUUGAGGAGGAGAACAUUCCAGUAUCUAAAAAACAGCCAGAAAGCAGGAGUUGUUCAGCCUCUUUGGGUCGUAUUGUGGAAGAACAUUCAGAUGCCAUCAUUACCCAGCAGCUUAAUAAAGAAAGAAAUGGAACUUCAAGUGCAAGCAGUGACUGUGCAAGGCCAACAAAGACCACUUUACGAAUUCUUCAAAUGCCAGAGGGUAAGCAGCAAAUGCUCUUGCAAACUUCUGAAAAUCGAUAUGCCAUGCCCGUGCAGUUGAAGGGCAAUCCAGGAUUCAAGCUGAUAACCAACUCCAUUAAUCCUCAGAUCAAUGUAUCUUACAUGAAGCCAGGAUUGCAAAGAUCACAUAACCUUACUGGCCUCACUCUCACUGCCAACGGUGGAAGGACACGUGUGUCAACACCAGUGCCAGGGGCUUGUGAAAAAGGGGCAACACUGCUAUCUCCUAUUCAGCCAGUUAGCACCACAUCAAAUCACUACCUUAUCAACAGUACAGGUUUUAAGGGUCCUGUUCUCCUCUCAAGCACAGGACAUUGCACUGCUAUGGACAAGACUGUGAAGACACAGCCAACUUGCUAUUUGGUACAGAGAUCACUUCCAGUUGUUCAGGCUCCCAGUAAUCCUGGAUACAGAUUGGCAACUUCUCAGGUACCACUCAGUUCACGCCCAGUUCUGGCUAUGCCUGUGAGCUCUGCAAACAAAUCCACCACUUUGCAGACCAGUCGUCAGGCUUUCCUGGUUAGAUACAUUUCCCCACCCAAAUCAGGCAUACUUCUUAAUAAUUCAGAGGGAAAGACUAUGACUCAGUGUAGCCAAACCCGUGAAAGUACUGGAAACAAAGUUGUAUUUAAAAUUGUCACUCCUACAAGCGGGCUUCUUACAAGUGGUGCUACCACCGCAGCCAGUCAGCCUCUGUUCCUAGCCACUAGACCUCAGACACAAUGUUUUUUGGUGUCAUCAAACAGAACUAAUGCAAAUGCCUCCACUGAAGUGAAGAAACUGAUCCCCAUACAAAGCACUGCCCAGAAACAUGUAAAGUUAUCCUGUCUUUUGCCAUCCCAGCCUACUGUAAAUGUUAAGGUGAAAUCGCAUGAGGAAGAAAAACUUGUCUUGGCCCCGAGGCCAAUUCGGCCACCAAGCCAAAGAAAAAGGCGUAGGAAACCACUGUUUGAUGAGCUUUCAGUGUCUGUGCAUAAAGCCAGGAGACUCACAAAUAAAACACUGACUGAAAAAGAAACUACAGCAUUCUGGCAGCCUAUACCCAAAGAAGUUGAAAGGACACUGAGACUUUCCCCAUUCAGUUCUUUUCAGCAGGUCAAGUGUCCUCGUAGAUACCAACCUGUAGUGGUGCUCAAUCAUCCAGAUGCUGACAUUCCUGAAGUGGCCAGUAUCAUGAAGUCUGUUAACAGGUACAGAGGUGCUGUUACUAAAGUAUCCCUCUCUCAAAAAACAGUUCAAGCACUCUCUGAACUUGAGGUUCUAGGGAGGAAGUCCUUGACCAAAGGUCCUUCGUCUCAAAGCAAUGAUCCAAUACCUCGACCAGUUCAGAGUUCUGUCCGUGAGCGAUUCAUUCUGAAAAUGAAAUUGAGAAAAAAAAGCAAGAAAAAGUAUGAAGUAGUCAAAGCUUUAUCAAAUUGCACAGAAAAGCCCUCAGUGUUUGACUGCUGGUUUUGUGGUCGGCUCUUCAGCAGUCAGGAAGAUUGGAUUGGCCAUGGCCAGCGACACCUCAUGGAGGCAACUAGGGACUGGAAUAAAUUGUUCUGAAAGUUUUCCACCAUCCUUUUUAGGUGGAACAGACAGAUUAAUGUUGUAUAUUUUCAAAUGACUUUACAUUGUACUUUUAUUCUUGCAGCAGUUUUUAUUCCUGUAAAUAUAUAUUCUCAAGUAGAUCACAGUUUAUCUUUUCAUAUGUACAUAUGGUAAUUUAUGUACUACGUGUUUUUUUUUUUGUUUUUUUUUUAAAUCAUGCAUGUACAGGUCAAAUGGAACUGUGAAAACGGAGCACACUGUAAUUAAGAAAGUACUGAUAACAGAGCCACUGGUUUGAUGAAGGGGGAAACUAUCAGCAAAGGUUGUAUGCAUAGUUGUACUAAAUUACUCAGGUGAUUUCAUAUUUUUUCAUUUUUCAAUUUUCAACUAAUCUGGCUUGAAAAAAGUUUGUAAUUUUUGCUCUUUUUUAAAGUAAUAGCUUUUAAGGGAUUUGUGUAUAUUCUUUUUUUCUGGACAGGAGGACUGUAAAUUUUUUUGUAUGGCUUAACUGUAAAGCAGUCAGACAAUGACAUUGUUUUGUGUUUGUGAUGGGGAAAAAUGUUAUGGUCCAGUUACUUUUUUGUGUUAGUCAAGGGGAUUAUAUACUUCCGCUAUUGGUUUAUUCAAAUUCAUUGUCAGAUUUUGUCAACUUGUAGCAUGCAUUCUCAAAGCUAGAACUGAGGGUUUUUUAGUAUGCCAAGUGGUGCAAUGAAAAUGUUCUCAGAUAAUACUUGUGCAGAAAAGAAAAAAAAUCCUGUCAAACAUGGAUGGCUCAUGGCUCAUAAUCAGUACUUGAGAAAUAUAACUCAGUCCAUAGUACAGCCUAUGCAGUUAACAUGCAAAAUGAUAUUCCAUAGUGAAACAACUCACACUGUGCACCCAAGUUCUAUGGUGGAAACCAAAUUUGCCCUCUCAAGUAGGUUAAUGAUCAAGCUGAAACUGUUUUUGGUUCAAGAAUAACAAACUCAUUUGCAAAUAUCAGAUUUGAUUUCCAUUACUGAUUUCAUGUCAGCUACUUUUAUAGGUGGUGUAGUAAUCAGUCCACACUAUUCUUGUUCUGCAUAAAUUCUAGAUUGAGGAAACCCAAAGUGAAUAUUUGAUGAUGUUGAUAGGUCCAUAUGUAACAUAAGUACAUUAUUGGUGACAUCAACAACAGAGUCCUUUUUUACUGUAAAUAAUUUCUCUUUUAAUGUUAUAUUUGAAGCAUUU